CGAAAACCAAACUCUAGAGGUCCUCGAAUGGCGUGCUCUCUGCAAUCAGCUCGCUCCAUUCGCCUCCACAACCAUGGGACUUUCCGCCACCAAAAACGCCGAAAUUCCGGUGGGAAAUUCGCCGGAAGAGAGCAGGAAUCUCCUUGACGAGACGGCGGCUGCGUUAGCGGCUAUGGAGAUGAUGGAAUCGCAGCGAUUAGGUCUUUCUGAGAUCCAAGACUUGUCUGAUAUCGUUGAGCGUGCUGUGGCCGGUCAAUUGCUUACCGUUAGAGAGCUCUGCUCUGUUCGAAGCACGUUAAUGGCGGCUACAUCAGUGUUUCAGAAACUCCGAAAAGCAGCCAUUAGUGAUAAGAGGGUUACUCCACUUGUAGAUAUAGUUCAGGGUUGUGAUUUCAAGGAUACAUUGCAGCAGAAGAUUGGAUUUUGUAUCGACUGCAACAUGUCUAUGAUUCUUGAUAGAGCUAGUGAAGAUUUGGAGAUUAUAAGAUCUGAACGGAGGAGAAACAUGGAGAAAUUGGAUUCUCUUUUGAAGAAAAUAUCAACUAAGAUUUUUCAGGCUGGGGGGAUUGAUAGGCCCUUGAUGACGCAGCGGAGAUCAAGGAUGUGUGUAGCUAUUAGAGCGACGCACAAAAGUUUACUUCCAGGUGGUGUUGUUUUAAGUGUUAGUAGCUCAAGGGCAACGUGCUAUAUAGAACCGAAAGAGGCAGUGGAGCUUAAUAACAUGGAAGUGAGACAUGCAAACUCUGAGAAAGCUGAGGAAAUGGCAAUUUUGAGCAUUUUGACAUCUGAAGUGUCAACGGCGCAGAAAGAUAUAUUGCAUUUGUUAAAUAGAAUACUGGGACUUGACAUUGCUUUCGCAAGAGCAUCACAUGCAAAAUGGAUGAAUGGUGUCUAUCCCAACGUAACUUCAGAACACACUAAAACAGCGGGUUUGGGUGGAGACCAUAAAUCAUUAUCUGUAGACAUUGAUUCUGCGCAGCACCCGCUACUUCUUGGUUCAGUAUUAGGCAGCCCAAACGAUGGAAUGAUAUUUCCUGUGCCAAUAGACAUUAAAGUUGAAAGCAGAGCCAAAGUAGUCGUCAUCUCGGGUCCAAACACAGGAGGAAAGACCGCUUUAUUAAAGACAUUGGGAUUAAUAUCUCUUAUGUCCAAGUCGGGGAUGUAUUUGCCUGCCAAGAAUUGCCCAAGGUUGCCUUGGUUUGAUCUUAUUCUGGCUGAUAUCGGGGAUCCGCAGUCUUUGGAGCAAAGUCUGUCAACCUUUAGUGGCCACAUCUCACGGAUACGUCAGAUACUUGACAUUGCUUCAGAAAAUUCGCUUGUCCUACUAGACGAAAUUUGUAGUGGAACUGAUCCUUCAGAAGGGGUUGCACUUGCUACUAGUAUCCUACAGUAUAUUAAAAACCGUGUUAAUGUGGCUGUUGUAUCAACGCAUUACAGUGACUUAAGUCGCUUGAAGGAUAAUGAGCCUCAAUUCCAAAAUGCUGCAAUGGAGUUCUCCAUGGAAACUUUGCAGCCUACAUUCCGAGUACUCUGGGGAAGUACUGGUCUAUCAAAUGCAUUGAGAGUAGCUAAGUCCAUUGGUUUCAAUAAAGGAAUAUUAGAGAAUGCACAUAAAUGGACAGAGAAAUUAAAUCCGGAGCAGGAUGUAGAGCGGAAAGGCUCACUCUUUCAGUCCCUUGUGGAAGAAAGAAAUAAGCUAAAGCUUCAGGCAUCUAAGACUGCAGCUUUUCAUAGAGACUUAAUGAACCUUUACCACGAGCUUGAGCAUGAGUCGCAUGAUCUUGAAAAACGUGAGAGGGCUCUUCUGAAGAAAGAAACCCAAAAGGUACAAGAAGAUCUAAACUCUGCUAAGUCAAAGAUGCAGAGACUGGUGGCUGAAUUUGAAAGUCAACUAGAAGUCACUCAAGCUGAUCAAUACAAUUCCUUAAUUCUGAGAACCGAAGAGGCAGUUGCGGAGAUUAUUGAAGCUUGCUGUCCUAAUGAUCUUGUAUCCGUGGAAGAAGAGUAUAGUAACUACUCGCCACAAGCUGGUGAAAAAGUUCUUGUAACUGGACUUGGAGAUAAGUUAGGUACUGUGGUUGAAGAACCUGGAGAUGAUGAGACAGUUCUAGUCCAGCAUGGUAAGAUAAGAGUACGCAUAAAGAAAAAGGACAUAAAGCCCCUUCCUCGUAGCACAAGUAGCCAAACAUCCAAUCGUUCUCUUCGUUCAAAGAGACAGAUAAACAUGAAAGAGCUAGGCAGUGUGUUGCAGAUGCAGAGCGAACCAGUGCGGAUUCAAACGUCAAAAAACACAUUGGAUCUAAGAGGAAUGCGGGCAGAAGAAGCGGUUCACCAGCUAGACAUGGCCAUCUCAGGAAGAGACUCGGGGUCGAUCCUCUUUAUCAUUCAUGGAAUGGGGACAGGCGUUAUAAAAGAGCUGGUGCUUGAGAGGUUAAGAAAGCACACUCGUGUCUCAAGGUAUGAACAGGCAAAUCCUAUGAACCAUGGAUGUACAGUUGCUUACAUUAAAUGAUAUCUCUGUGAAACAAAUUCUUUGUAAAUCUUCUUCGAAAGUGUGGUCCACUAACUAGUUUCAAUAGUGAAUCAACUGUUGAAAUGUAU
Messenger RNA from Arabidopsis arenosa, 2601 nucleotides. The record is from the annotation of a GenBank genome assembly. Lineage: Eukaryota; Viridiplantae; Streptophyta; Magnoliopsida; Brassicales; Brassicaceae.